Polyodon spathula (Mississippi paddlefish) is the source of this 2937-nucleotide messenger RNA. Its product is annotated as polypeptide N-acetylgalactosaminyltransferase 4-like. The transcript has 13 exons. Lineage: Eukaryota; Metazoa; Chordata; Actinopteri; Acipenseriformes; Polyodontidae. Bases 529 to 2274 code for a protein of 581 amino acids. The record is from RefSeq and is a predicted model, not a curated record. Gene Ontology annotation, cellular component: Golgi apparatus.
GGAGGGAAAGAAAAGAGAAAAAGCCAGACCACCUGACAAUCAUGGGUAAAGAGAAAGUGUGGUGACGCUUUCGUUUAUCAAUAGUACUUUGUCGUUAUAAUACCCGGACAGGACACGGGGAUCAGUGAGAUAAGCAAAGAGGACAAAGACAGAUGUUAUUUUUAAUUUUUAUUUGUAAAUAAGUGUUUGAUUAACAAGAAAAAAAGUUUUGUCUCGUAAAUCAACGUGGCUAUGGGCAUGUAGCUGUUGAUGACAGUGCGAGACUCCAGCGUCUGUGUUUUCGGCAGCAGCAGCAAUCACUCACACACACCCCACCACAGACAGGUCUGCGAUUCCAAGACAUAGGAUCGGGGAUGUAGUGUACAGGCUGCGGUCAACAGUAAGGAAUGCUUUUAGAAGUUGAAGUAGGAGUCGUCUUACACAUUCUGUGCUACAUCACAGUAUAUCAGUCUUUGAGAGUAUAGGCUACAUUCAAGCUCUGAUGUUGCCAGUUUUCCCACAAGACUGGACGUUAUCACUGCAGAGGCCAUGAGGGUACGCUGGUCACGGAAGCUGGGGUUGCUGGCUAAGACCUGCCUGCUUCUGUCUCUCUUGUGGGUGGCCUACCUCAUCCUGGAGAUGUCGACAUCGUCCUAUCAGGACCUGCAUGGGGAAGGAGCUGGGAGGAACCUGCUCGAGAGACAAUUCUCCAGCAAGACCCAGGGCAAAGAGCAGAUUGCCCAGCCUGUCUACCAGAAGCCCCCUCCCGACUCCAAUGCCCCUGGGGAGUGGGGCAAGGCUGCCCGGCUGCAGUUGGACCCGGAGCAGAAGAAGCAAGAGGAGGAGAGCAUCGAGAGAUAUGCCAUUAAUAUCCACCUGAGCGACAAGAUCUCCUUGCAUCGGCACAUUGUGGACAGACGGAUGGAUGAAUGUAGAUCCAAGGUAUUUGAUUACCGGAAACUGCCAACGACUUCUGUGAUCAUUUCCUUCUACAACGAGGCCUGGUCCACUUUACUGAGGACCAUACACAGCGUCCUGGAGACCACCCCUGCUGCACUGCUGAAAGAAAUCAUUCUAGUAGAUGACUUUAGCGAUAGAGCCUACCUGAAAUCUCAGCUUGAGGAGUACAUCAGUAACCUAGACCGGGUUCGGCUCAUCAGGACCAACAAGCGUGAAGGGCUGGUCCGCGGCCGUCUCAUCGGAGCCACCUAUUCAACUGGAGACGUGCUCACCUUCCUGGACUGUCACUGUGAGUGCGUUCCUGGCUGGAUUGAACCACUGCUGGAGAGAAUUAGAGAAAAUAAGACGGCUAUUGUGUGCCCUGUGAUUGACACCAUUGACUGGAAUACCUUUGAGUUUUACAUGCAGACAGACGAGCCCAUGAUCGGUGGAUUUGACUGGCGGCUCACUUUUCAGUGGCACUCUGUGCCUGAGCAGGAGCGCCAGAGACGGAAAUCCAAAACCGAUCCCAUCAGGUCUCCGACGAUGGCAGGAGGCUUGUUUGCUGUAAGCAAGGAGUACUUUCAGUACCUUGGCACUUACGAUAUGGGAAUGGAAGUCUGGGGGGGCGAGAAUCUUGAGUUGUCAUUCAGGGUAUGGCAGUGUGGAGGAUCAUUGGAGAUUCAUCCCUGCUCACAUGUAGGCCAUGUUUUUCCAAAGAAGGCCCCAUACGCCAGGCCUAACUUCCUCCAGAACACCGUGCGUGCAGCAGAGGUUUGGAUGGAUGAUUACAAACAACAUUUCUACAACCGAAACCCUCCAGCACGGAAGGAAAAAUAUGGUGAUAUUUCAGAAAGGAAACUCAUCCGGGAGAGACUGAAGUGCCAGAGUUUUGAGUGGUAUUUGAAAAACAUAUACCCUGAUCUGCAUGUUCCUGAGGAUCGGCAUGGCUGGCAUGGAGCAGUGCGAAGCGCUGGGAUUCACACAGAGUGCCUGGAUUACAAUGCUCCAGACCACAACCCCACAGGAGCACACCUGUCUCUGUUUGGAUGCCACGGGCAAGGAGGCAAUCAGUACUUUGAGUACACAUCGAAGAAGGAAAUCCGUUUUAACUCUGUGACGGAGAUCUGUGCAGAGGUACCAGACAGACAGAAAUACAUUGCAAUGAGGUAUUGUCCACGAGAUGGAACUACAGUGCCUGAGAGCAUCAUCUGGGAGUUCAGAAAUGAUGGGACUAUCUAUCACCCUCACUCCAACACGUGCAUCACCUCUCACCGCACUUCAAAUGGAAGGACAGGCAUUGAGAUGAGACUCUGCAACCCGGGGGACACAAAUCAGAUCUGGAGUUUUGAGUAAAAGGAUAUUCUGCUGUGCUCAAGCGCCUGAGAGAAGUGCAAAUAUUGUGACAGACUAUUGACGAGAAAUGAAAAUUAUACCAGCAAACCAGCAAGCAUAAAGCCCUUACAUUCCUAAUGAAAGUUUUCUGUGAAAAUGUCUUUGUGCCGUCACCUUUGUGCCUGUGGUAGAAAACAAAAGAUUGUGCCUGGUCUGUUUCUGCAGACUGCCCAUCACCGUCUCCCAACACAGCUGGACUGAAGUUUGAACACGUACACUGCUAGUUUCAUGGUUUUGAAUUUUGUAUACAGUUGCAUGUUUACUGUAAUUAAGUGGAGUGUGCCAAGUUAUUUGAGUCAAGCAAUAUAAUAUUGAGAGGCUUUAUCCAGCAGACAGCACUCCUCCAUCAUAAUAGAUGGCAGUUGGCCACAAAAAAAGUUCACACAGCGUAGUGUUUAUACGACUGAAUAGGAAUGCUUAAUUUCAAGGUUCAAGCAUGUCAUUCACCUACUGUAUUAUUUUAGAAUUAAUAAUGGGUGGAAUGUAGACAAAGGCUUGCAAUGGGACUUUGGAUGACAAUUAGUUUAAAUCUGUCAAACGAAAUAGCCUUCACUUGUUUAUAUGACGCUCUAGUUUAUGCCAAUGUAUUGUAUGAAUGGACCUUAGUAAGCACAAACAAAAUCA